Messenger RNA from Hylaeus volcanicus, 2806 nucleotides. RefSeq lists its product as uncharacterized. Gene Ontology annotation, biological process: nuclear polyadenylation-dependent mRNA catabolic process; U1 snRNA 3'-end processing; nuclear polyadenylation-dependent rRNA catabolic process. The transcript is spliced from 14 exons. The record is from RefSeq and is a predicted model, not a curated record. The coding region runs from base 1745 to 2677 and encodes 310 amino acids. Lineage: Eukaryota; Metazoa; Arthropoda; Insecta; Hymenoptera; Colletidae. Gene Ontology annotation, cellular component: cytoplasmic exosome (RNase complex); nuclear exosome (RNase complex).
UUCUUCUAUUUUUAAUUCCUCUUCACUUUAUAAAAAAAAUGUCAAAAUGUCUUUAAACGAAAGCAUUACAAAAGUGUCACCUUUAAUACAGUCAUCAAAUGGGUCUUCCAUUGAUGAUCUUCUUGUAUCUUGGCAAAUGGAAGAGGAUCAUGAAAAAAACAGUCAAUGCGACAAAACUCCCAUUCACUCAAACGAUUUCAAUUGGAUGAAUUUUCUUAAAUUACCACUUUCUUCGAGCGAUUCCGACACUUCCGAUAAAAAUACGGAUUCUCAAAAAAAUAAUGCAAACCUUCAAAUUAAGGAGGUUUCAUUAAAAUCCAGCUUGGAGCCAUUAUCAUUAUUUUCUUGCGAAUUCAAUCAACCUUCUUCAAUUCCUUUUCAUACAAGUCUAGGCAUUCCAUCACCGCAACCAAAAGGUAUUCCACGUGGUCAUAUCAAAUUACCUGAGUGGUUUCAAGAACCACAGAAUUCAGCUGAUAUGCCAGCCUUUUUAAGGAAAUUACGUGCCCGGUAUAUCCAUAUUCACAGGCGACUCCAUUUUUUAAAUAAUGAAAAACUUUCUCUUCUUUCUUACCUUCAGAGGUGUUUUUCUUUAACGUUUUCUCCUUGUUAUUUACUUUUUAUUAUUUCUAGUAAAUUUCAAAACGUUAGUCAACUUGACGCUUUUGUACAACCAAGCUGUCACCAAGUUCCUUCUGUCUCUGACACACUUCCUAAAGAACCAAUGUGCCACCCAUUAGAAAUCCCAAAUGCCGCAAUGGAGUCACCUCAUCAAGCUGAGUGUCAUUUAAAAGAACAAUCCUUCUUUGAUUUGGACACUUCUUCUCAAUCAUCAACUCAUGCUCAUCAUGCUUCCCUGUUAACUUGUUCGAAGAAGGUGACUCGUAUCUGUUUAACGUUGAAAAAUUCUUCAUACCCUUCUUGAGUUGUCAAUGAUCUUAGUCAAUUUCUCCAAAGCCCUCUUCUUUAGAUGAAAUCUCACCAAAUUUUCAGACGCCACUCGUCUCAGACCAGUUGUUACAACAAAGCCUCAACGCUCAAAAUACUUCUUUUUGUUCGACAAAAUUACAGUCUGUUAAAGUAAAGAAUUUGAGGAAAAAAAAUCCUACAACAAAACAACCAAAUAAAACAAAGCGGAGAACACCCACAACGGUAUGUGCUUACCCUCAACCUUCGACCGAUUCUUUCCCUUUAUCUUACUGGACUUCGUUACCAACAAAUAUUCUUCGUUUAUGGAUGAGUUUUUUUGGUAUGAAGUCAACAAAAAGUUCUGUGAGUCGUUCUUCUAUUCUCUGCUCACUUUCUAAAAUUUCACAAUAUAUUUCUCUUGAUGCAUCCAACCAUUCGGUUGGGUAAGGUCACUAAAGAGCGUACUAUCCAAUCCAUAUAGUUUUUCGUUACUAGUGUAAUGAAAUCAGAGCAAUUGACCCGUUUUGUUUUACAACAAACUUUUUUUUUGCUUGAAUACGAAUAUUUUUUUGAUUGAAACAUGCACGUCGCUACCGUAAUUUCAUUGUCAAUAAGAACAACAAUGCAAGCAUUUCGUUUAAAAAAAAAGUUUAGUUGUACGUUGUGAUGAUUUUUCUGUAUUGAAAAUUUAUUUUUUUGAACACGACUUGGUGUAUUGUUAGUUUUUUUUUGUUUUACGUCUGUUUGAUCUGAUUUAGUCCAGUUUUUCUUUCUCUAUUCAAACCUGUUCCAACAUUGAAAGUGUGUGAUUUUCAUUUCUUCCUUGACCGAAAACAUGACAUUUCAUAACCGUUCUCAUGAUUGUGUUGUUUCAGUUGAUCCUCAAUCUUCUGUGUCAACAGCGUCCUUUUCUCAUUUAAAUUCAAUCAGCAACGUUGUCGUCAGUCGAUCAGGACGCAAAUAUAUUGAAGAUAGUAUCUUGGCGUCAUAUCGUUUAGACGGAAGAAGCUUACUUGAUUUUCGACCUGUAUCAAUUGACAAAAACGUUUUACCAUCCUUCAACGGAUCGGCUCACGUUGUUUCUUCAAAUGCUGAAUUGAUUGCCUGUGUGAAAACCGAAAUUCAACCUUACACGAAUGAUUCUCGAAAUCAACCGUUUGUUACUUGUGAUGUCGACUGUUCACCAAUAACAAAUUUAGCUGAAAAAUAUGAAACAAGUCACAUAACAUCUCGAUACUUAACACAGCUUGUGAAUUCUCAUAUUUUGACUUGUUUCGCUAACGAUCGGAAUUUCGUUAUUGAUCAACAUUUUUUUUGGAAAGUCUCAAUAAAUGUUUUGGUUUUAAAUGGUGAAGGCGAUUUAUUAGAUAUUGUCACCGUGGGUAUAAAAGCUGCUCUACUUGAAACAUCGUUUCCACAUAUAACAUGUGUUCGAACACUUAAUGAUAUCACAAGAGAAGAGACGAUGGAUUUCGUCGUAGAUCCCAGACCUGAAAUAGGUACACCGUUUCCCAUUGACUCUCUUCCAAUCUUUGUGACUGCUGGACAAAUAUGCUCCCGUUUCGUCUGGGACUUAAGCCCUGAAGAAGCUGUUUGCUCUCACGUCCGCAUUUCUGUAGCUGUGAAUUCAAAAGGUCAAUGUUUCGGCAUGCAUAAGACAGGAACUUCAACGUUACCUUUAAGUUCAAUUCUUCUUGCCAUUCAGAAUUCUUGUCACAUUGGAACCAAAAUUCAUUUACUUAUUAAAGAAAAAGUCAACUGCAAUUAAAAUUGUUCAUUUGAUCCCUUUUGUUGUGGGCAAUAGAAUUGUUUGACGUCCCUUUAAUUAUUUUUUUUUCGUUUGUUCGUGUCCAAUACAAAGAUAUACAAAUAACAAGAAGGAUGAAGAAAAUAUAAA